Messenger RNA from Plutella xylostella (diamondback moth), 1572 nucleotides. RefSeq lists its product as uncharacterized. NCBI's taxonomy places the organism in Eukaryota, Metazoa, Arthropoda, Insecta, Lepidoptera, Plutellidae. The record is from RefSeq and is a predicted model, not a curated record.
UGACAGAUACGAGUUCGGGCGUCGUUUCUUGAUUGGCGUUAUUUUUCAAACAAUCGCAGUGGUUUUAUCCAAAUAUCUUGUUCAAUAUAUUUAUUUUAAAAUGGAAAAUAGUGUAGACCGCAUAGAAGAUGCCGACAAUACAAACGCUACAGCCAUAACGUUUGAUAACUUGACUAUUCUAAAAGAGUUUGGAAACAUUGCCAAUCUUGUAAGGGAAACAGACUUUCUUGAGACAGUACCCAAGGCCAAGUUGCGGCGGUUAAAAUGGGUUCAAAUGUUCAACUGUUUGAAACAAGGUAUUCUGGACGACAUGGUCCACGAGUUGAAUGUGAUGUGGGAGUACGAGGACAUGCCGCAGAAACUAGAAAUACUCGACAAGCAAAAAGAGAAGUUUGCGGAAAAUGAUAAACAGAUGUGGCGUCCUCAGCUGGCUGAUGUGGGAGCACAACUGAAGGCUCAUGAAGUGGCUAAUUUACAAAAACAAAAGAAGUUACUUGAAUCUCUGGCUAAGGAAUAUGAAGUGAGAGUGAAUAGACUCAAGAAGACUGUGUCUGCCAGACGAGGAUAUUUAAAAGCUCUACAGCUGGAUAUACAAAAAUAUCAAAAAAAGAAUGAAGAUAUCAUACAGAAAAUUUCAGAGAAAUUUCAAAGCCAUAGCAGUAUUGUUGAAACAAUAGCUCCAGAGGUUGAUAUUGAGUCCGUAGACUGGUCGGAUAAAAUGAUGGAAGUAGACAGUGAGAGAGAUAGGACAUAACUAUUUCAAUAAAUUUUAUAUUUCAGAAAAUUGUACACACCUGAUAAAAAGUACAAUGAAAAUUAAGAAAUACUCUAAACUCAAUCUUGAAAUGUUAUACUUUUUAUUAAGUGUAGAUGAGAAGUGUAAUUUAAGUUGAUAAAAGUGAUAUUGUUUAGUAAGAUACACAAAAAUCUAUUUGUGGCUUAUUACCAGCUAAAAUCUAAAUUAGACAUUUAUAAUUAUGUAAACAUGGACAUAAACUGUCACCUCUGUAACUUAUACAAGUAUCAAUAAGUUAUAUUUUAAUAGCAACACAUUAUACUAAUAGUAAAUUCAACAAGUUUAUGAUUUAAUAAUCAAACAAACAGUCAAUAGUCGGAAAGAAGUGAAAACCUUACACAUAGCAGAAUUAAAAAGCAUCAAGAAUGAACUGUCUAAAUGCAAACAUGUAUCAGAAUGACUGAAAGUAAAAUAAUGUUUUAAAUAGUAAUAUUUAUUCAAUGAAAAUUAUUUGACAAUGUUAACAUAGCUAAAAAAUAAAAUUGUACAAUGCAAAAAUCUGCAUAUAAUUUUAUAUUAUGUAAUAAAUUGUAAUAUAGCAAUUGCACUAUUGUUGCGAGGACUUCGCCGCUCCUACACCCUCCACGAACUGACGAGGUAGGCCUCGUCGGGACAUCACGCCAAUAAUAUACAAACAAUUUUGAAUGACUUACUUCAUAAUGUUAAUACUGAAACAAAAGGUGACUGGGAUGAGAGCUCGAGGCAGCGGCCGCGCCGCCUCUCUACUUGAUUAUUAUAUCAUUUUCACUCCGUUAUAAAUAAAGAACAAAAAUAUA